UCCAACUUUAUUUACCGCUAUACAGCACUUCCUAUAACUGGAAAUUCUGGCAAGUUCUAAAGCUAUUUACGAGGUUAGAACUCACACAUCUUCAAUUGCUCAAACAGAAAGGGUUAUCUACAAUUGAUAAAAAAGUGCAUAUUCGUUGAUCAAAUGGAGAUAAAUGGAGUAAAUUUAUUUCAAACGCUGGAGAUUUUUGGUCAUUCAGGAAUAUGUAUUGCACCUGAAAAGGCUCAAUUAUUAAAAAAUUCAUUAUCUCUUCUAACUCAUGAAAAUCAUUUCGACAAAACAUAUUACUGGGGAAAAAUAAAUGGAGUAAAAAAUGAUUAUUAUAUUGCUUAUGGAUAUUCAAAAGAUUGUUUGAAAAAUCGAGUUUACUUUUAUAGCAUGAAUUGCAAUGAUUGGUGGUUACUUCUUAAAGUAAAUGAAUCAGAAGAAUUAAUAACCCCUUUGGUAUCAGCUCCAUUUCAAGGAGAUCCAACAUUUAUAUCUACUGUUCAUGUAGAUGAAUUAUUGAGUUACAACAAUGACGAAAAAAUAAUUAAGGUCUAUCAGACUGGUGGAUUGCUGUAUAAUUUGAAAGAAGAAAAUCGGUUAGCAGCAACAGUUAAAUUAGUGACUGACGAAGCAAUGAUUAUACCUCGUGGAAGUUGGAUUAAAAGACCAAACGGUGAUAUCACUGAAAAUGAGGCUUUUGAAGGUUUAGAUUUAAACAAAGCAUUACAAACCAAAUACUAUCUUCAUACUAGACUUUCCCAAAAAAGUAAAACUUAUAAUGUGAUGAGUAGCAGCUUCCAUGAAUAUGCUUUCGAUUUCUUAGAUAAUUUAGAAGGAGAUGUACCUAAAGGAUGCUGGAUUAUACAACCACAUCUAAGACAUAAUAUGGUUAUUAUACGAAGUAUGUAUUGGCCAGGGAUGACAUUUUACCAACAAAUUAAUUCACUAAAUCAUGGAUGUCUUUAUGUAGGCAACGGAAUUAAAAACUUUAGUGUACCUUUUAUGAUUUAACUCAUACUAUUCUAUAUCAUGAAAUAUGGGAAUGAUACAUACCAAUGACAUUAUUUAUUAUUAAUAUAUGAUUCGUAAUGCAUAUAUUUGGACUACAAAAAUGGAAUUCUUGUCGACUACUUAAAAAUUCUGGUGAUAAAUUAUUCAACAUAAAUUCCAAAAUCCAACAAUAGAUAUGAUGAUAUCAUUCAAGAUGACAGAAUUGAAAUAAAUCUUUUCUUAUUUAAAUUUUAUCUGAAUUACAAAUGAAAUACUACAUGGUGAAAAAAUUUCAAGCCUACCUGUGGCGAUAAGAGAAUAA
Chelonus insularis is the source of this 1309-nucleotide messenger RNA. RefSeq names its product Radial spoke head protein 9 (gene Rsph9). Lineage: Eukaryota; Metazoa; Arthropoda; Insecta; Hymenoptera; Braconidae. Gene Ontology annotation, biological process: axoneme assembly; cilium movement involved in cell motility; motile cilium assembly. Gene Ontology annotation, cellular component: radial spoke; axoneme. The record is from RefSeq and is a predicted model, not a curated record. The coding region runs from base 154 to 1008 and encodes 284 amino acids. The transcript is spliced from 4 exons.